Messenger RNA from Pseudovirgaria hyperparasitica, 1145 nucleotides. RefSeq names its product cysteine proteinase. Lineage: Eukaryota; Fungi; Ascomycota; Dothideomycetes; Acrospermales; Acrospermaceae. Gene Ontology annotation, molecular function: cysteine-type deubiquitinase activity. The record is from RefSeq and is a predicted model, not a curated record. Gene Ontology annotation, biological process: protein deubiquitination. The transcript has a single exon. Bases 63 to 992 code for a protein of 309 amino acids.
ACUGAAUACAGUACAUCCCGUGAUAUCCAAGCACUGUCAUUCUGCCCUUCCAGGUGGUUGCGAUGGAUGAACUACGUGCUAGGCAUCGCAAAGAGCAGAAAGAUCUUCAAGGUAAAAUCACACAGAAGAAAAAAGCGGCGACCAAAAAGACCCGCAAAGGCGUCAAUGAUGAAUGCGACGUACUGGAACGAGAACUGAAAGAACGUCAGCAAGAACAAAUCUUGGCUCUUUCUGGUGAAACACAACAUCUAAGUGAAGAUGCUACCACCGAGUCUGACCCUGACGUUGAACCAACUGGAUCCUCCCGUGAGGGGCAGCUGGAAGCCAGCAUGAAAAAUGUCGCAUUGUCUUCAGAAAGCCAGCCCGCAGAACAGGACGAGACUCCACAUAAGAAGCCCAACCGUCAAAAGGCACGACUAGCCCGCCGUGCAGCAGAACAAGCAGCAGCAGCAGAGCAGGCAGCUAGUGAAGCAGCAUCUCUUCCGGAUCUUCGUGAGCAGGAACAGAACCAGAUGGCUCAGCAUUUCUCAGAACAUGGACUAGCUGUCAAGGAGAUUCGUGCCGAUGGACACUGCUUAUAUUCUGCUGUAGCAGAUCAGAUGACGCAGCUCGGGCUUGGACUGAAGCCACGAAUCACACCCAAGCUGUACACAAAUGCUAGCGAGGGCACUACACCCGAGUACAAGAUCGUCAGGGAAGUGGCAGCAGACUUUAUUGAGGGGAAUAAGGACGAUUUUGAGCCAUUUUUGGAGGAGCCCCUAUCGGACUAUAUCCAAAAGAUCCGUGACACUGGAGAAUGGGGUGGUCAUAUGGAGCUCAUGGCUUUAGCGAAAAGCUACGGUGUGAAAAUUAAGAUUCUGCACGGUGAUGGUAGGGUGGAUGAGAUUGAGCCAAACAUUAAUGUGAAAGACCCGGAAGAGAUCUGGCUCGGAUACUACCGACACGGUUUUGGGUUGGGAGAGCAUUACAACUCACUCCGGAAAGCACCUUGAACUUUCAGUCUACACAGUCAGGUGGUUCUGACUGAUGUUGUGAUCUCUUUGGACAAUAUCUGAUCAAAUGAUUGAGGGCUCGUCAACUAUGAUGACUCCAGAUCGACAUCCAAUCUGUCCCCUCACCAAUCUUAUGCGUUCUAUCGGGCUUCC